AUGAAUUCUACGGCAUUAAACCAAUCCAUGUCCUCACCGGAAAAGCUCCCAUUACGAGCUAUCCCCGGCGAUUAUGGCUUCUCCUUCUUCGGUCCCAUUAAAGAUCGAUAUGAUUACUUUUACAGUCAAGGUGAGGAUGAGUUUUUCAGAACCAGAAUCACAAAAUACAAAUCCACCGUCUUCCGUACAAACAUGCCGCCGGGACCCUUCAUCUCUUCCAACUCCAAAGUCGUCGCCCUUCUCGAUUCCAACAGUUUCCCCAUACUCUUUGAUACCUCUAAAGUUGAAAAAACAGACAUUCUUGACGGCACUUUCAUGCCGUCCACCUCCUUCUUCGGUGGUUAUCGUGUCUGUGCUUUUCUUGAUCCCUCUGAACCUAACCAUCAUCUUCUGAAAUCCUUGUUCCUCACUUUCCUUGCUUCAUCUCACCAGAAAUUCAUUCCUUACUUCCGAACCAGCUUGUCGGAGCUCUUCGUAAACCUCGAAGGAGAGGUUUCCGACGGAAAACCGGCGGAUUUUAACGAGCAUAGCGAUAACAUGGCGUUUGAUUUCGUUUUUCGGCUUUUUACAGGUGUUAAUCCGUCGGAGACAAAACUGAAGUCGGAAGGUCCUGGAAUUACGAACACGUGGUUAGCUCUUCAGCUGGCGCCGCUGGGGACGUUAGGGAUUAAGUACUUGCCGGACUUCAUCGACGAUAUCAUCCAUACAUUCCGGUUACCGUUUUUUGUGGUGAAACCUGUUGGAAAUUCUUUAAGCAAACAGAGAACAAACAGAGAGGAAACAGAAAACAAAAAUUGCCCAGCAACUAUGUGUUUAUUGAAAUCAAGCAGAUGCCUUAUAUAG
Messenger RNA from Cynara cardunculus var. scolymus (artichoke), 843 nucleotides. RefSeq names its product allene oxide synthase 3-like. NCBI's taxonomy places the organism in Eukaryota, Viridiplantae, Streptophyta, Magnoliopsida, Asterales, Asteraceae. Gene Ontology annotation, molecular function: oxidoreductase activity, acting on paired donors, with incorporation or reduction of molecular oxygen; heme binding; iron ion binding. Gene Ontology annotation, biological process: sterol metabolic process. The coding region runs from base 1 to 843 and encodes 280 amino acids. The transcript has a single exon. The record is from RefSeq and is a predicted model, not a curated record.